AAGGCGAGAGCACAUAGGAGAUUCUCAUAUAUAUAAAAGCUCAUUUUCUUUUCCACUUUCGUUUAUUUAGUCGCCGACUUUUACGUCAGUAAGAGUAGCAUCGGGUGCUCAAAAUCCCUCAUUAAAAUAGCAAUAAUAGUAAAGCUAAGCCUGGUUUGUGUGAGUUUGCUUAAUGGGUUUAAUAUUCUCUUGGUUGCGUUUCAUUACGUUUAGUGCAUAGAAAUGCAUAAUAUUGAGUCGGUCGAUAUGUCAUACUUGGUUAACGGAAAAAAAUCAAACAGGUUUAUUACACGGUUUGCUUGCGUACAUCAGUAUAAGCCACAGUAUAAGUUGAGUCACAUCUGUAAUCUGUAGUACAGAUUCAUAGUACAGAUUCUGUACUAUGAAAUAAGCCAUCAGUUAUUAUACUGAAAUCCACCAACAAACUCCAAUUAUUUUCAUUACAAAUUUCUACUCGGAAACAUACUUAAAUUUGCCAAAAUUAGAAUUAAAAUGCUGAAAAUUAAAGAGAUCAACGACAACGAAAAUUUUUCUUUAGUGUCAAAUGGAAAUAUCGAAAGUAAUAAUUGUUCCCAUUCGGAGAAAGUUUUUGAGCCGUCGGGUGACUAUGAAGUUUCAACUCUGCUGGAAAGAGACACGGAAGCACUUGGUCAUCAAAUCGCUGGGCAUUCUAGGACAGGCGUCUUAAAGCACAAGCUUGGCUAUGUUUUAAAACCGCUGCAGAAAGAACCUCUUGGAACACGUGAGGUGAACUUCUACUUUAAAGUGUUUGGUACCGUGCCUAGGAUAGAGGACAAUGAUAAUUACGCUACAACCACACCCGAUCAAGAUGGAGAUCAGAGAAAGCGGAAUUCCAACUUGACAUUGCAAAAGUAUCUCUCAAAAUUUUAUGGCGUCAUGCGAAUUCAUUCCAUGGAUGAGGAAACCGGAAACCCCACUUGGAAACAUUACAUUGCUUUAGAAGAUCUGGUCGAAGGUUUCCUCAAACCUUGCGUGGUUGACAUUAAAGUAGGGGCUCAAACUUGGGAUUCUUUAGCCUCUCCGAAAAAAGUUGCUCAUGAAAGGUCAAAAUAUAUCGGGACGAAACAACCCAUCGGACUUAGCUUGAGUGGAAUGCAGUAUUACGAUUUGAGAGCAAAGAAGACGUCGAAAAUGGAGAAAGAAUUUGGCAAAACCCUCGUCGUCUCUACGUUUAUUGACACAAUCUACGAAUUUCUUAAUGGAGCUUCUGACCCUACAAUUCCAAACUAUAUUGCAACAAAAUUGUUACCAAGACUGAAAGAGAUUCAAGAAUAUUUCAAAGUACAAAGGGAAUUUUGUUUUUACUCGAGUUCUCUUUUAAUUGGAUACGACGCGUAUAGAUUUGAAGCACAAAAAUUAUUGAAACAAAAUUGUAAUUGGGAAUUGAACGAUAAUCUUGGCGACAACACGACGAGUAGUUGGCUGCGAGUUUGUAUGAUUGAUUUUGCCCAUGUGACCCCCAUGGAGGGGACAAAUCCAGGACCUGAUACCAAUUACCAAUUCGGCCUCAAUAACUUGAUUAAAAUAUUCAGCGAGCUGAGCUCAUCCACUGAUAUUCAAUCUUCAUCAGACUCUGAAUGAAAUAAUGUUAUACAAAAUUAUUGGAGCAAAUUUUGUACGUAAUACUAGGCUCAACUAGAAUUAGUCAAAAAAUGAAUUUAACCGAGUAAGUAAUUUUCUACGGGAAACUUUCUACGAUUUUCACAACUCAACCAAUUCAUGAAAUAAUAUGCAACAGUAUUUCAAAUACAUAAAUCAGUAAAUGCUUCAUCAGAAAACAACUUGUACAUAAAAAUUAGUCAAAAUUACUAUGCACAUAAUUUAAUGUAAUAUAUUAGAGAUGAUGCUGCCAUAUUAAAUGAUGGUGGUUCAUUUUGUAUUUAUCAAUAGUUUUUAAGUUCCUCAGUUUAUACUGCUGAUCGGUAGUAGGGUUGUAAUUUUGAUAUUUUCUGGAAAUACGUAAUAGUUUUAAUUUGAAACCAGUUUUCGAUUUCUAUCAAAUUGUAAUACGUAUAUACUUAUUAGUAAAUUAUUUGAAAAAUAUUUAUGUAUAGCUUUAAUUGCGGUGAAGACAAUAAACAAUGCAAUGAUACAUAC
Molecule: messenger RNA, 2118 nt
Organism: Folsomia candida
Lineage: Eukaryota; Metazoa; Arthropoda; Collembola; Entomobryomorpha; Isotomidae
Product: inositol polyphosphate multikinase
Exons: 4
Coding region: 493-1602 (369 amino acids)
Biological process (GO): inositol phosphate biosynthetic process
Cellular component (GO): cytoplasm; nucleus
Molecular function (GO): inositol tetrakisphosphate kinase activity; inositol-1,4,5-trisphosphate 3-kinase activity
Source: RefSeq, a predicted model, not a curated record